Messenger RNA from Quercus lobata, 2148 nucleotides. Its product is annotated as scarecrow-like protein 3. The coding region runs from base 577 to 1986 and encodes 469 amino acids. Lineage: Eukaryota; Viridiplantae; Streptophyta; Magnoliopsida; Fagales; Fagaceae. The transcript has 2 exons. The record is from RefSeq and is a predicted model, not a curated record.
AAAUUACUCCAUAGUACCAAGAGACAUAUCACCUGGUGAACUUUCAUGUUGCUUUUGGCUUUUCUAACAACUACUCCCUUGUCUCUUUGUCCUUACGCAAGAAGAAAGUACCAGAUGGAUGGCUAUACCUUUAACAAAAAUCCAAAUGGUGGUUUUUUGGAGGUACUUGUUAAGGCUUUCCUUGCUAAUAUUGCAGUCUACAAAGAGAGGAAACACUGUAUUUCAGAAAAUUCCAUAUUAGUCUGAUACACCAAGCGACAACAAAUCAAUGACGACAAAAACAACCUCAUAUAUUGUCACCAAUGCAGCUAUGGGAAAGUCCUUGAAGAGAAGAGCCUUUAUUCUAUUUGACUCACUCUGCAAUAAAGUCCCAGACCCCAAACCCUGCUUUGCUCUGAAGCCACAAGGUUUAGCAGACUGGCUCACCAAGCCAGGAAAUUUUCUUAGUGGGUUUUCUGGGUUUUUGAUGUAAUUGAAAACCCAUCUGGGAAUUUGAAGUUGGUGGUGUACACGAUCAGUUCUCAAAGAGGAACCAAUUUUACAGUCUCUGUGCACAUAGUUUGCUCUCAGUUACUAAUGGCAGCAGUACAAGAAGACGGAUCUUCUGUAACUUCAUCAUCCCAUGAAUCCUCUCCCUGGAUGCGACGAUCUCCUGGGUUAGGAUCACCAUCCCCUUGGAUUAGGGAGCUUGGAUCGGAGGAGAGGGGUUUGUGUUUGAUACGUCUUCUGCAAGAAUGUGCUGUCCAUGUAGGUACUGGCAGUAUGGAGAAUGCUAAUCUCGGACUUGAGCAUAUUUCCCAUCUUGCCUCUCCUGAUGGUGAUACAAUGCAGCGAAUCGCUGCUUACUUCACCCAGGCACUUGCAGAUAGGAUGCUUAAAGGCUGGCCUGGUCUGCACAAAGCCCUCAAUUCAACUAAAUUAUCAUCAGUCUCUGAGGAAGUGCUUGUUCAAAAGUUGUUCUUUGAGUUUUGCCCCUUCUUGAAGGUUGCAUAUCUGAUCACAAAUCAGGCCAUUAUAGAAGCUAUGGAGGGGGAAAAGGUGGUUCAUAUUAUUGAUCUUUAUUCAAUAGAGCCUGCACAGUGGAUUAAUCUUCUUCAGAUGAUAAGUGCACGGCCAGAAGGCCCUCCCCAUUUGAAAAUUACUGGUAUUCAUGAGCAGAAAGGGGUAUUGGAGCAAAUGGCUCUUCAGUUGGUAGAGGAAGCUGACAGAUUGGACAUCCCAUUUCAAUUCAACCCUAUAGUGUGUAAAUUAGAGAAUCUUGAUCUUGAAAGUUUGGGUGUUAAGACUGGUGAAGCUCUUGCUGUCAGCUCUAUACUUAAGCUACAUUCUCUCUUGGCUACUGAUGAUGAUAUGCUAAGAAGAGACUCACCUGUGGCAUUAAAGAACCUGCAGAAAGUUUUCCAUAAUCGCCAGCGGCCUUUACGGGAGUUUCUUGACAAGGAUCUGAUCAAUUUGUAUUUGGCUAGCCUGGAUUCCACCUCCACAUCAUCCCCACUAUCUCUAUGUGCUUCCCCAAAAAUGGAGAGCUUUCUAAGUUCUCUUUGGAGCCUCUCACCAAAGUUAAUGGUAAUAACUGAGCAGGAAGCAGACCAUAAUGGUUUCACUUUAAUGGAGAGGGUCAAGAAAGCAUUGAACUUCUAUGCUGCUCUAUUUGAUUGCUUGGACUCCGCGGUAUCAAGAGCACCAAUAGAGCGACAUAAGAUUGAGAAGAUGCUUUUUGGUGAGGAAAUUAAAAACAUCAUUGCUUGUGAGGGAGCAGAGAGAAAGGAGAGGCAUGAGAAGCUUGAGAAAUGGAUUUCGAGGCUUGAGUUGGCUGGUUUCGGGAGGGUGCCAUUCAGCUACUACAGUAGAUUGCAGGCUGGGAGGCUGUUGCAGAUCAGUAAUUAUGGUGGCUAUAAUUUUAAAGAAGAAAAUGGAUGUUUCGUUAUCUGCUGGAAAAGUAUUCCCCUAUUUUCGGUUUCAGCCUGGAGAAGGUGGUCAAACUAAGAUUACUAGCUAUCUGCCCAUAUGAUUUUUCUUUUUCUUUUUCUUCCUGUGUCACUUGUUUUAGUUUCCUUUCUAUAUGUAGACUGAGAUAUUGUAUAUUUGGCUGAAACCACCAUAUUUGAAGCAAUUUAUGGAUAAUGAGUACUCUCUCCUUUUCUAGCA